AUUUACAUAAAAAUUAAAUGCUACUUUGAAAAGAAAAACAAAAACCAUUAACUCACCAUCAGUUUCGCCACGAACAAGCUCAUUUCAGUGCCCUCUUUCUUUUUAUCCUCUUUUUCCUCCAUUUUCUUCAUCCUUUUUGUCACUCUCAUCAGGAAUUAUUUUUUUUGUUAUGGAGUGCAUUGAAGCAAGAGCGUUGAAAUCGAGCUUUCUUUCUCAAACUUCCAUGAAAGCUAAUUCCCAAGUGCUGUUCAACGAUGAUGGGUGGUGUCUGACAGGAAUUAACAGCGGUGCAUGCGAUGAUUUUCCGGUUGAAGACCUUCUUAAUCUUGAUUUUUCUGAUAAGGAUUUUCAAGAGGGGUUGUUUUUUAAUGAAGAUGGACAAGAGAAGGGUGUGCAGUAUAGAAAUUCGAAUUCUUCCUCUACUUUGUCCGGCACAGACGAGUUUGAUAACGUCCCCUCCGGUGAACUUUCCGUUCCGGUUGAUGAUUUGGAGAAUCUCGAGUGGCUUUCGCAAUUUGUGGAUGAUUCUACGUCUGGGCUUUCAUUAAUAUCUCCCGGCGAAAGUUUCAUGGAGAAGGCCGGAGAAUUUUCGGAGAAUCGAAUUGUGCCGGUGAGUAGACCAGCUGUUCAGAAUAUCCGAGUUCCGUGUUUACCGUUGCGGGUUCCGGUAAAAACAAGGAGCAAACGGCAAAGGCCGAAUGGGAAGACUUGGUCCUUGUCGUCGCCGUCGUUGAGCGCCUCCGAGUCGUCUUCUACGACAUCGUCUUCAAUUGGGUCCACGUUGUCUCCUGUUGUAUUAAAAAACCUGGUUCAUGACAUGGACAGGUUUUCCUACUUGGAAAAACCGCCGGCGAAAAAGCAAAAGAGAAAACCAAAGGCAGAAAACGGUUCAGUUUCGGGCGGUUCCCAGACUCUUCGUCGGUGUACCCACUGUCAAGUUCAGAAGACUCCACAAUGGCGCACCGGACCGUUAGGUCCUAAAACAUUGUGCAACGCUUGUGGCGUGAGGUACAAGUCCGGUCGGCUUUUCCCUGAGUACAGACCGGCUUGUAGUCCCACUUUCUCUCAAGAUGUCCACUCGAAUAGUCACCGUAAAGUUUUGGAAAUGCGGGAGAAGAAGGAGAUAGUUGAGGUGACCGAUGCCGGCCUGACACCAGUCGAUCCGUUUUUCUGAGGUUUAGUAUUAAUUAUGAACCGGUUUUCGGAAACCGGUCCGGUUGGUCUAGCUCGGCUGCGUCUCAAAUUUACAAUUUUGGUGGUGGACAGUAGGCUGGUAGGUGGUGGACGUAGAUUUUCAACGGAAAUUAUUAUGAAGGUUAAGAAUUUAGGUUUUAAUUUUAAUUAAAUUAAAUUUAUUUACUUGCAGUUUUAAAUUAAUGAAGAGAGUCCUAUAAUUAGGUUUAAUUAAUUAAAUUCUGGAUUAUGAGUCUGUUAAUUA
Messenger RNA from Olea europaea var. sylvestris, 1438 nucleotides. RefSeq names its product GATA transcription factor 7-like. Gene Ontology annotation, cellular component: nucleus. Gene Ontology annotation, biological process: positive regulation of DNA-templated transcription. Gene Ontology annotation, molecular function: sequence-specific DNA binding; zinc ion binding. The transcript has 3 exons. Lineage: Eukaryota; Viridiplantae; Streptophyta; Magnoliopsida; Lamiales; Oleaceae. The record is from RefSeq and is a predicted model, not a curated record. The coding region runs from base 170 to 1174 and encodes 334 amino acids.